This is a messenger RNA of Euleptes europaea (tarantolino), 1170 nucleotides long. It is a transcript of the gene NUDT19, whose product is annotated as nudix hydrolase 19. The transcript has 3 exons. The record is from RefSeq and is a predicted model, not a curated record. Gene Ontology annotation, molecular function: hydrolase activity, acting on acid anhydrides, in phosphorus-containing anhydrides. Gene Ontology annotation, cellular component: mitochondrion. NCBI's taxonomy places the organism in Eukaryota, Metazoa, Chordata, Lepidosauria, Squamata, Sphaerodactylidae. The coding region runs from base 1 to 1170 and encodes 389 amino acids.
AUGGGCUCGCGGCUGCGCCCCUGGCGCGAGGCCGCCACGGUGCUGCUGGCGGCCGGCGGGGCCCGCGCGCCUCGGCCCGCCCCGGCCGCCUCCUCCUCCUCCUCCGCCUCCGCGCCCUUCGACUACGAGGUGCUGCUGCUGCGCCGGAGCCCGCGCAGCGCCUUCCUGCCCAGCGCCCACGUCUUCCCCGGCGGCGCGGCGGACGCGGCCGACUUCUCGGCCGAGUGGCUGGAGCUGCUGCCGGGCGGCGGGCCGGGGCGGCCCAGGGCGGGCGGGCCGCGGCCGCCGCUCUUCGCCGCCGAGCGGCCCGAGCUGGGCUCGCCGCUGCCGGGCGACGUGGCCUUGCGCAUCUGCGCCAUCCGCGAGACCUUCGAGGAGGCCGGCGUGCUGCUCCUGGCGCCGGCCGACGCGGGGCGGCCCGAGGCGGCGGCGGCGGGGGGGGGCGGCCCGGCCCGCCUGCUGCCCGCCGAGCGCCUGCCGCCCGCCGCCGAGCUGGCCGAGUGGCGGCGGCGGGUGCAGCGGCAGCCCGGCGCCUUCCUGCAGCUGUGCCGCCACCUGCGCUGCGCGCCCAACAUCUGGGCGCUGCACGAGUGGAGCAACUGGCUGACCCCCGUGGGCCGCGCCGGGCGAGGCGGCCGCCGCUACGACACCGCCUUCUUCCUCUGCUGCCUGGGCCAGGGCCCGCCGCCCGCCUCGCACGACCGGGCCGAGGUCACCGCCUGCCAGUGGACAAAGCCCUCAGAAGCUAUUGAACUCUUUAAGUCUCAAGACAUCUGGAUAGCACCUCCUCAGUUUUAUGAAUUAUGCAGACUCUGCAACUUCCCAUCGCUUCACGAUCUGCAUAGGUUUGGCUUUGAGCGAGCUGUAGAGGGAUGUGAACGGUGGAUGCCUGUUCUGUUGACUGCUUCAGAUGGCCACAUGCAACUAUUACCAGGUGAUGAACUAUAUCCCGAAGAUCCAGAUUUUACAGGAGAAAGGAAACCAAUGUUGACAACAAAUAAAAAGACUGAAGAUGUCUUGAAAGAGGCCACUAGGCUUCACCGGAUAGUAGUACAAGACCUUAAUAAUGUUGCAGUUCAUGUGAACAUUCCGCCCAAAUAUAAACAUAUCAACCCAUUGCAACUGGACUCUAAAAAGGGAAACAGUGCAGACUGCAGUAGCAAAUUGUAG